Molecule: messenger RNA, 1112 nt
Organism: Hibiscus syriacus
Lineage: Eukaryota; Viridiplantae; Streptophyta; Magnoliopsida; Malvales; Malvaceae
Exons: 3
Coding region: 132-923 (263 amino acids)
Source: RefSeq, a predicted model, not a curated record
AAAGUUUCAAACUUUAGCUGGACUCACCCUGUAUGAUAUUUGUUUUAAGUGAAGGGGUUAAUUCAUGUAGCCAGUGACCGAAUAUAUGUUUAGCAGUAAUUGGGAACAUAAUUAUCUUAGGUUAAGGCGGAAUGAAAGGUUUAUUUUGUAUGGAUCCCUUGCUUACAAGGGAAAGAGAUGUUGAAAUAGAUCUUGAACGUGGUGGGACUACCAGUGAAGAUGAAAGAACAAAAGAUGAUGUUUCACAAAGUUUACAAACAAAGAGAACUCUCAGUGGAGUUUGGAGUGAUCUUUGGAGCUUCAAUAGAAUAGUCAAGGGUGAAAGUGGCAUAAAUUCGUGUGGUAGUACUUCGAGUUUUGGUGCAGUGCCCGAUGAGAAUGCAGAAUUCUUGACGGACAAGAAUUCGGAAGGAGAAGAGAAUCAUGAACCCUUGGCGUUGGCGGAGAAGAACAUAAGGGAAGUGAAGUGCAAGAAGACAAACACUAGGAAACCUCCCAAACCACCACGGCCUCCAAAAGGUCCGAUGUUGGAUGCUGCAGACCAGAAGUUGGUGAGGGAGAUUGCUGAACUUGCCAUGAGAAAACGUGCUAGGAUGAAACGGAUUAAAACAAUGAAGAGGAUGAAGGAAGCAAAGGCAUCAUCAUCAAGCACUAGCCGUUAUGCUAUGGUCAUCACAAUUCUCAUUUGCUUCAUCAUACUCUUUCAAGUUAUAUGUUCCAGACAAGGUGCAAGUGUGAUGUUGGAGGGGUCUUCUGCACCUGCAGUUGGCUCAAGUGAAGGCUUGAUUUCUGUUCAGUUUUACAAGAGCUUUCCAAUGACCGGAAAUCACGGUCACAAGCUUCCCAGCUUGUUAGAACAUCAGGUUUCUGGUACGAUUAUUGGGAAGAAAUCGGGAAAGUUGCCCGCCGACGCCAAAAAAUAGCCUGCCGAAGUUGCUAAUGUCGUAUUUUGUGCGGUCAUGUGCAAUUGGUUUCCUUGGUAAACAAAAUUUUGAUUACAGAUUUCUGUAUACGUGAAUUGAAUGCCGAGCACCAGUUAUUGUAUAGUUUAGUUAGUAGUAUUAGUCGUGUAAAUUAUCGUAUGAAAAUAUCUUGUAGUCAAUGGGGUACCU